This is a messenger RNA of Rhodofomes roseus, 5615 nucleotides long. Its product is annotated as 1-3-beta-glucan synthase. The transcript has 11 exons. Gene Ontology annotation, cellular component: plasma membrane; 1,3-beta-D-glucan synthase complex. NCBI's taxonomy places the organism in Eukaryota, Fungi, Basidiomycota, Agaricomycetes, Polyporales, Fomitopsidaceae. The coding region runs from base 185 to 5443 and encodes 1752 amino acids. Gene Ontology annotation, biological process: fungal-type cell wall polysaccharide biosynthetic process; (1->3)-beta-D-glucan biosynthetic process. The record is from RefSeq and is a predicted model, not a curated record. Gene Ontology annotation, molecular function: 1,3-beta-D-glucan synthase activity.
GCAAAAGAGAGCUGCGACGCCCGCCCCGCUUCCAUAUCACCGACAACGGCUGGCCCCCCAGUCCCCUCCGCGCAAGGCUCUCUGCUUCUCUCAUCUACCACCAGUCUGUCGCUGGCCCUUCCACUCUUUAAUCACCGUCCUUGUCUAGCACCUACCACCACGUCUAGUACUAUUCGCCUUAUCCAUGGCCGCACCUCCAGGAUAUGGUCCUCCGAAUCCCGGCAACCCCUUCACUGACCAGGGCUCGCCCUACGGAGCACCCUUGCGCCAAUACCCCGGGGAGAAUGACUUCGCGAGUCGCAAUGCCAGCACUGUGCCCCUCACCAACCCUGCCUACUUUGAUGCGCCGAAUUCGGCCGCGGGUAGCGUCGAGUCCAUGGACGGGUACGACCGUCCGUACAGUGAUUCGAUGAACUCUCGCUUCAGCACUGGCACUACGGACGGUCCCUACAACCCUUUCGCCGACGUGCCUGGCUCGGAUGAGCCAUAUCCUGCGUGGACGGCUGAGCGCGAUAUCCCCAUGUCUGCGGAGGAAAUCGAGGAUAUCUUCCUUGACCUUGCCCAGAAGUUUGGUUUCCAGAGGGACUCCAUGCGCAAUAUGUAUGACUUUUUGAUGCAACUGUUGGACUCAAGGGCGUCGCGCAUGUCUCCCAACCAAGCCCUCAUCACGAUUCACGCCGACUACAUCGGCGGGCAACACGCCAAUUACCGCAAAUGGUACUUCGCGGCCCAGCUCAAUCUCGACGAUGCCGUCGGACAGUCGCAGAACCCUGGGUUGCAACGACUGCGAAGCGUCAAGGGGGGCAAGGUGCAAACGACCAGCACGAAGCACCUCGACAGCGCUCUCAAUCGUUGGCGUAACGCUAUGCACAACAUGAGCCAGUAUGACCGCCUGCGGCAAGUUGCUCUUUGGCUCUUGUGCUGGGCAGAGGCCGGGAAUGUCCGCUUCACUCCGGAGUGUCUUGCGUUCCUCUUCAAGUGCGCCGACGACUACUACCGUAGCCCGGAGUGCCAGAAUAGUGUGGACCCAGUCCCCGAAGGACUGUACCUCGAGACCGUGAUCAAGCCCCUCUAUCGCUUCAUGCGGGAUCAGGGCUACGAAGUCGUCGAGGGCAAGUUCGUACGGAGGGAGAAGGACCACCACGAGAUCAUUGGGUACGACGACAUCAACCAGUUGUUCUGGUACCCGGAGGGUAUUGCCAAGAUCAUCCUUCACGACAACACGCGCUUAGUCGACAUCCCACCAGCUCAGCGAUUCAUGAAGCUCGGCAAAGUGAACUGGAACCGCGUCUUCUUCAAGACCUUCUUCGAGAAGCGCUCCCUCGCUCACUUGCUCAUCAACUUCAACCGCGUCUGGAUCCUACACAUCGCGCCCUACUGGUUCUUCACCGCGUUCAACUCGCCCAAGGUGUAUACAGCGCCCAAUAAGACCGACCCGUCCGCUGCCAUGACGUGGUCCGCCACAGCUCUGGGUGGCGCCGUCGCGACUUUCAUCAUGAUCUUCGCUACGCUUGCUGAGUUCUCCUUCACGCCGACGACCUGGAACAACGCCUCUCACUUGACGACCCGGCUCAUCUUCCUCCUCGUAGUCCUCGCUCUUACCGGCGGUCCGACUGUGUACGUCGCGUUGGUCGACAACACCACGUCCAACAUCCCGCUCUACGUCUCCAUCGCGCAGUUCGGCGUGUCCGUGGUAGCUACAAUCACAUUCGGUAUUCUCCCGUCCGGUCGUAUGUUCGGUGACCGUGUUGCGGGCAAGUCGCGGAAGUACCUUGCGUCGCAGACCUUCACUGCCGCCUACCCGACCCUGACGUCCAACGCCCGCUUCGCGUCCGUGUUGAUGUGGUCGCUUGUCUGGGGCUGCAAGUACGUUGAGUCGUACUUCUUCCUCACGUCCUCGUUCAGCCAGCCUAUUGCCGUUAUGGCGAACAUGAGAGUGCAGAACUGCAGCGACAAGUUCUUCGGCACUGCGCUCUGCUCGAACCAGGUCAAGUUCGCAUUGGCUGUCAUGUAUGUGAUGGACCUAGUGCUCUUCUUCUUGGACACGUAUCUGUGGUACAUCAUCUGGGUCGUCGUCUUCAGCGUGUGCCGUUCGUUCUACCUUGGCUUGUCUAUCUGGACGCCCUGGAAGGAGGUGUAUACGCGCAUGCCCAAGCGGAUUUACGCGAAGCUGUUGGCGACUGCGGAGAUGGAGGUCAAGUACAAGCCCAAGGUCCUCGUAUCCCAGAUUUGGAAUGCGGUCAUCAUCUCCAUGUACCGCGAGCACCUGUUGUCGAUCAACCACGUGCAGAGGCUGCUUUACCACCAGGUCGAUGGAGCGGAUGGUCGCCGCGUCCUCCGCGCACCUCCGUUCUUCACUCACAACACCGGCCGAGAGAGCGACUUCUUCCCUGCUGGUGGCGAGGCACAGCGCCGUAUCUCAUUCUUCGCGGCUUCCCUCACGACGGCUUUCCCCGACCCAUUGCCCGUUGAGUCCAUGCCCACCUUCACGGUCCUGGUCCCGCACUACUCCGAGAAGAUUCUCCUGAGCUUGCGAGAAAUCAUCAGGGAGGAGGAUCAGAACACUCGCGUCACGCUGCUCGAGUACUUGAAGCAGCUCCACCCCAUCGAGUGGGACAACUUCGUGAAGGACACCAAGAUUCUUGCCGAGGAGAACUCGCAAACGAACACCGUCGACGGCCACGAUCUCAACGAGAAGCACGACAAUCGUACCGACGAUCUUCCGUUCUACUGCAUCGGUUUCAAGACGUCGGCGCCGGAAUACACACUGCGGACCCGUAUCUGGGCCUCGCUCCGCGCGCAGACGCUCUACCGGACUGUGUCUGGGAUGAUGAACUACUCGAAGGCCAUCAAGCUGCUCUACCGUGUCGAGAACCCCCAGAUCGUGCAACGAUUCGUAGGCAAUACCGAUCGGCUCGAACGCGAGCUAGAGCGCAUGUCGAGGCGCAAGUUCAAGUUCACCGUCUCAAUGCAGCGGUACGCGAAGUUCAACAAGGAAGAGCUUGAGAACGCCGAGUUCUUGCUCCGUGCCUACCCGGAACUGCAGAUUGCGUACUUGGACGAGGAACCUGGCAGCAAUGGUAGCGAGGCGACGCUGUUCUCCGUCCUCAUCGAUGGUCACUCGGAGUUCGACGAGAAGACUGGUAAGAGGAAGCCCAAGUUCCGCGUCGAGCUGCCCGGUAACCCCAUUCUGGGUGACGGGAAGUCGGAUAACCAGAACCACGCCAUCAUCUUCUACCGUGGCGAGUACCUGCAGCUCAUCGAUGCCAACCAGGACAACUACCUGGAGGAGUGCGUCAAGAUCCGGAACAUCCUGGGCGAGUUCGAGGAGUACGGCAUCUCCAGCCAGAGUCCGUAUGCGCAGUGGGGUCAGAAGGAGUUCAAGAAGUCCCCGGUCGCUAUCGUCGGUACUCGCGAGUACAUCUUCUCGGAGAACAUCGGUGUGCUUGGCGACAUCGCCGCCGGAAAGGAGCAGACGUUCGGUACUAUGACUCCUCGCUGUCUGGCGUGGAUCGGCGGCAAGCUGCACUAUGGACAUCCCGAUUUCCUCAACGCGACGUUCAUGGCGACGCGUGGUGGUGUAUCGAAGGCGCAGAAGGGCUUGCACCUGAACGAGGACAUCUUUGCCGGUAUGACUGCAUUGGCUCGUGGCGGUCGUAUCAAGCACGCGGAGUACUACCAGUGUGGUAAAGGACGUGAUCUCGGUUUCGGUACCAUCCUGAACUUCCAGACGAAGCUGGGCACGGGUAUGGGUGAGCAGAUGCUCAGUCGCGAGUACUAUUACCUCGGCACCCAGCUACCUCUCGACCGAUUCUUGACGUUCUAUUAUGGGCAUCCUGGCUUCCACAUCAACAACAUCCUCGUCAUCCUCUCCGUCCAGGUCUUCAUGAUCACGCUGUUGUACCUGGGAACACUGAACAAGGAGCUCUCCAUCUGCACCACAGACGCGUCUGGGAACGUCACCGUCGGUCAGGACGGCUGCUACAACCUUAGCCCAGUCUUCGACUGGGUCAAGCGGUGCAUCGUGUCUAUCUUUUUGGUGUUCUUUGUCGCAUUCUUGCCGUUGUUCCUGCAAGAAUUGCUCGAGCGAGGCACUGGCAAGGCGUUGGUUCGACUUGGCAAGCAGUUCCUGUCACUCUCCCCUAUCUUCGAAGUUUUCUCGACUCGGAUCUAUUCGCAGUCCAUCGUCAGCAACUUGACAUUCGGUGGUGCUCGCUAUAUCGCGACUGGACGAGGUUUUGCGACAACCCGUAUCUCAUUCACCAUUCUAUACUCCCGCUUCGCCGGUCCGAGCAUUUACAUGGGUAUGCGCAACGUCCUGUUGCUCACGUAUGCGACUAUGUCCCUUUGGACGCCCUAUCUCAUCUACUUCUGGUUCUCGGUCGUGUCUCUCUGCAUCGCGCCCUUCGUCUUCAAUCCCCAUCAGUUCAACUUCCCCGACUUCAUCAUUGACUAUCGCGAGUUCCUUCGUUGGAUGUCCCGCGGCAACUCGCGCACGAAGGCGAGCAGCUGGUACGGUUACUGCCGUCUGUCGCGUACCAUGAUUACCGGUUACAAGAAGAAGAAACUCGGCCACCCCUCGGAGAAGCUCUCUGGCGAUGUUCCUCGUGCCAGGUGGCGGGCGGUGCUGCUCUCUGAGAUCGUCUGGCCCAUCUUUAUGGCAGCCCUCUUCAUCGUCGCCUACAUGUUCGUCAAGUCCUUCCCAACCAAAGGCAAGCAGAACCCCAGCCCUCUGAUUCGUAUUGCCGUCAUCUCGGUCGGACCUGUCGUCUGGAAUGCGGCUAUGCUCUUGUCGUUGUUCUUUGUAUCACUGUUCCUGGGACCGAUGAUGUCGGGCUGGGCAAGGUUUGCGUCCUUCAUGGCAGCAUUGGCGCACUUCCUGUCUCUGAUCGGGCUUAUCGCGUUCUUCGAGUUCUUCUGGUUCUUGGAGCUUUGGGAUGCCUCGCACGCGAUUCUCGGUGUCAUCUCCAUCGUCGCAGUUCAGCGCGCGAUCCAGAAGAUCCUCAUCUCGGUGUUCCUCUCGCGUGAGUACAAGCACGACGAGACUAACCGUGCAUGGUGGUCUGGGAAGUGGUACGGCCGUGGUCUCGGAAAUUCCGCCCUGUCGCAGCCUGCGCGUGAGUUCGUCGUCAAGAUCGUGGAGAUGUCGCUUUGGAGUUCCGACUUCUUGAUGGCGCACAUCUUGCUCAUCGUCCUGACGCCGCCUACGCUCAUCCCCUUCGUCGACAUGGUGCAUUCGACCAUGAUGCUUUGGCUGCGUCCCUCGAAGCAGAUUCGCCCUCCUCUCUUCUCUACGAAGCAGAAGCGGCAGCGCCGUUGGAUUGUGGUCAAGUACACGGUCAUGUACCUGGUUGUAGUGGCAGGUCUCGCUGCGCUCGUUGUGCUUCCUGUGCUUUUCCGGGAUCGCAUCACGUGGAACUGUACCGUAUGUCAGAACAUCUAAUGUCCCUCGCCCUCUUUGGUCUCGGUGAUACUAGGACGAUUCCGCAUUACGGCGGAACCUUCGACAGACAUUCAUUGUAUAUCCAUAUACUCACCCUUGGCAAUCUGUGUAAUACCAAUAGAGACUUAUUUCAUUGCAUGCAUCGUAUCGCAGUCAUGUUGUUCAUCAUCCA